AUGACGGCAAAGCCGAGGCCCAAGAAGUACGCUUGCCUGUUCGAAGGGUGUGAUAAACGCUACUCGCGCCCAGCGCUACUAGCUCAACAUGAGCGGACGCAUAGUAACGAUAGGCCCUUUGCCUGCGAUUUUGAGGGCUGCGAUAAGGCCUUCUUCAGAAAGUCACAUCUAGAGGUUCACAAGUGCAGCCACCAGAAAGAUAACGAGAUGCGGUUUCAGUGUAAGAUAUGUGGCAAGGGUGUCAUUGAUGCACAAAGACUACGAAGACACGAACUUACGCAUACGAAGAAACACAAGUGCCCUUACGAGGGGUGCAACGAGUCCUUCUACCAUCAUAUAUCUUACAAGCAUCAUAUUGAAUCCGUGCAUGAGAUGGUCACGGUGUGUGAUAUAUGCCAUAGAAGGUUUCAAAAUAAGGUCUUGCUUGCAAAGCACAAGCUCAAGGAACACGGCGAGGGUGAAACGUUCUCUUGUUCUCAUCCUGGAUGUUUCUCUACGUUCGUGACCGAGAGAAAUCUUAAGGAUCAUAUACGAAAAGAGCAUCCUAAGAUCAAAUGCAAGGACUGUGCUUCCGAAUUUGACUCUCCACUGGCAUUGAAAGCGCAUAUGCUAGUACACGGUGACCCCAGUGGGAAGAGCUCAGAGAAUGACGAGGCAACAAAAUCGGAUGAUUCGAGAGAAACUGAAGACAAACUUGUUGCAUCUAAAGAGGACAAGAAACAUACUGAGAUGACCGCCACAGAUAUAAGUAACUUGAGCGGAUCGUCGAUUAUCAGCUUGAUGCUGGGGAACUUCAAACAGAGAUACAAGUGCCCCAGGUCAGGAUGCGGGAGGGUAUUCGAGCGUAAACACGCAUACGAUAAACAUAUGGAGAAACAUAAAUGGGAAAGGGAACAAGCGGAAAAGAAAUUACAAGAGUUGGAGCGGGAGGAGCAGGAAAACGCUGCAUCGGAGAUCGCUGAGGUUGUCAGUAUCGAGCUGGAUCAUUUUUCAGAUUUGGACGAAGAUAACAUCAUUGACGAGGAGUCCGAGCCAGAAGCAAGCGACACUGAUAAUUCUAUGGUUGAAGAAGUCACCGAAAGACAAGAGGAACUUGACUUGCUUCUAGCUCAGGAGAUGCAAAAUAUUAAUUAG
Molecule: messenger RNA, 1134 nt
Organism: Candidozyma haemuli
Lineage: Eukaryota; Fungi; Ascomycota; Pichiomycetes; Serinales; Metschnikowiaceae
Exons: 1
Coding region: 1-1134 (377 amino acids)
Biological process (GO): regulation of transcription by RNA polymerase II
Cellular component (GO): nucleus
Molecular function (GO): transcription coregulator activity
Source: RefSeq, a predicted model, not a curated record